AUGAUGGGAAAGGAAAAUGACAGAAAACGGGAAAAAAAAGCUGUGCGGAGUUCAGUGAGAAAAGGGAAGAAAAACAUGGAAGAUGAGAAGCCUAAAAGAAUUAACAAACCUGGAUGGAGUAUAAAGGGAUUGAGCUAUGCUCUCCAGAUUUGGGUGUAUGAAUUAAUUGCUGAAUUGGGAAUUCCCCCCCUUAGAUAUUAUGUUCCUGAAUGUGAUGCACCUAGUGUAGCUUCGCGGGUAUGUAAGGACCUUGAUGAGUUAAACUCUGUUGUGCAGUAUCAUGCAGACGCGAGGAAGACUUGGGAUGCUGGAGAGGAGAGGAAUAAGACUGAGGAUGCUGGAGAGGAGAGUCAAAAGACUGAGGAUGCUGGAGAGGAGAGGAAUAAGAUUGAGGAUGCUGGAGAGGAGAGUGAGAAGACUGAGGAUGCUGGAGAGGAGAGUGAUAAAACUGAGGAUGAUGGAGUAGCCAAAUCGAGAGAACAGUGUGUGGGUUCUGAUUGGACGAUACUGGACACCACUUUUCAGAAAUGUGCUGCUUUGGAUUACAAGCAAAUGAAGGCGUAUGUGGGAAAGGAGGACAGGCAGCACAGCAAGGGUUUACUGGGAAUGGUCAAGGGCGAAGGGCCUAAAACUCAAGCCAUCCAACGGGCUGUGCAGCAGGUGGCAAAAAUGCUGCCCCGGUUGUUAAAGGAAUCUGGAUAUAUUGGUGACGGUCUACUUCUAAAAAUUGAGUGGCCAGUUAUUCGCGUCAUGGAUGCACCCCAACAAGUAGGUUCUUCGCUAUGUUUCAAGGGCGAUUGUGGGAUGUACAUCCUCAAAUACUGCGAGUUUCUAACCUCGAAUGUAGACCUGGCCAAGAUUUCCCAUGACGCCAUGCCCUUCUAUCGGUUGAAGCUCGCUGUACAGUUGUUGCAGGGAUAUUGGUAG
This is a messenger RNA of Prunus armeniaca (apricot), 927 nucleotides long. The record is from the annotation of a GenBank genome assembly. NCBI's taxonomy places the organism in Eukaryota, Viridiplantae, Streptophyta, Magnoliopsida, Rosales, Rosaceae.